Molecule: messenger RNA, 8406 nt
Organism: Zophobas morio
Lineage: Eukaryota; Metazoa; Arthropoda; Insecta; Coleoptera; Tenebrionidae
Exons: 74
Coding region: 1-8406 (2801 amino acids)
Source: RefSeq, a predicted model, not a curated record
AUGAAACCUUUAGCAGAAGCUAAACAUAAACCAAACUUGUGGUUAUCUUUUGUUGAUAUUAAAAAUAAUUCUAUUGAAUUUAAGACCAUUUCCAGUUGUGCUCACGUCUUAAAGAAGUUACACUUAAGAAAUGAACUCCAUGAAGAUCUUGUUAUAAAACUCAAAACCAAUCUUGGAAAACAACUAAGUUUUCAGUUGCAAAACGAAAAUCUACCUGACGAUCUAACUUAUAGCGAAGGCCCUUACGCUAACGAGCUAUUUAAUAGAGUUGGGUAUAUCGACAGUUUUCUACUUCCGGCUAAAGCCUCUUUUUUUCCCAUAGUUCUUGCAUUCAAACCUGAUAUUGAAUGUUUUGCCAACGACCUUGUCGAUGAGCGUUUUAACGACACUAACUACCCAGAAAAUCCUCAGCAAGAAUCAUACAAAGCCUUUGACGUGAAUGGCAAAAUAACUUUUCUUGCCCACAAAUUUAACGAGAGUGAAGGGGAUGAAUUUCAAGCGGAAAUACUAAUUAAAAGUUGUGUUUGCAGGUCCGUCCUUCGGGUGGCUCCUGAGGAUGAGGAAAUUUAUUUUGAUAAUUGUCGCCUUAACGAGUCAUAUGUCCGGAAUAUCACAGUUUAUAACUGUUCUGAGGUCCCUCUUUUGUUCCAUAUUAACGGCGAUGGCAUUUAUAACGAUUCUAAGCUGUCUUUUGAGUUUUCUGAUGCGAGCACUGGCCGUGCUUUAGACAUAACUUCUCCAAUUACCGUCAGCUGCUUCUCGCAGUUUCAGUUGCGCUUAGCUUGUAAGACCCUUCAGGCAGGUCAGUACAAAACCACUUUCCAGUUUGAAAAUGCCAAAGACGAAAAAAACAUCGGAAAAGUUGUGGUUCAUGCGACUGUUACCUCCACAUGCCCUUCCUCUGCGCUCACGUUGAGCACAGUUGUGUUAGAUUUUGGAAACUGCUAUAUCGGCAAUCCUGUAAUUAAGGUCUUGACUUUUUGCAAUUCCACUGAUUGUCCUAUGGAUGUUAUCUGUCGCACAGAGCUUCUUCAGCACGGGAUUACCAUGCACUCUCUGUCUCACAUCGACGACUCGUCUCGCCUGCAGUAUGACCUUAGCGAGAGCGAUGAGCAGACAUCGAUUGAACAGUUUGUUUUGCACGUUAACAAACCGCAUUCUGUCGCUAUCCGAUUCUGUCCAGUUGAGGAUGACUUGGACGAGAGUCUUGCUCAGAACUUGUCACUCUACUUGACCCGUCGCCAAUUCUGCUUGAAAUUCUUGUGUAAAAAUAAGAAUUCGGGAGAAUUAUUGGAAACUCGAGCAGUCCAAUGCAGUGCUCACAUCUGCAAAUCUGUCAUCUCUCUAUCUACUUUUCACAUCGAUUACGGGGACGUUGGCGUUGGUACAGUUUAUUACUCAAGCUUUAUACUCACCAAUCUUUCUGCUUUGAGCGCCGUGCUUUCCGUGGUUUCCCACUCGGCAACAGUUGCUCUCUAUUACUUUGAGGGUGAUCGAACGUUGUUGGCGCCCUGCAAGGACCUUGACGAGAAAGCAAUCCAGCAGGCCACUCCAGGCAGCAACAUUGAGAUUGUUAUUCCCCCAUUUAACUCCGGAAAAGUUUUUGUCCAGCUCUCCCCCAAAUUCGUCAACCCUAACUUUAGAACGCAAAUAGUAGUCAGUAAUUUGAGAAAUAGCUCCAAUGAUUCGACCGUCAUAAUCACUGCUAACAUCGUGACCCAGCUUUACAGCUUUUACGAGCAAAACUUCUUUAAAGUUAUAACAUUUGGUGGGGACGCCCUCUAUUUGGGAAAUAUUGUGGUCAACAACGCGUCUCUUUCUUCUUUUUUACUGAAAAACUUGACGCAGCAUACUUUGACCAUAAAUCUAAUUUCGUCUCUUCCCUCUCAGCUCUAUUUAUAUUUGACGAACUUCUCCGCUGGUCAACGCCCGAAAGAGGACUGCACAGCGAGCGGGGUGGGACAAGUACUUGUUGAGGCCAUGCUGGACGAUAUAGAGAAGAGCAGGAUGACUUUUCCGCUAUCUCCAACUUGCGCAACAGAGAAAAUUUCCGAAAGAUUUGCUGUGGACUACUUGGAUCUUGCGAGCCACCUUCCGCUUGAAACACGUGAAACAGCUCUACAAAAGAAAAGGCUUUUGGUCUCUCACCUCGAGGAAGUCUUGGGCGGCAGUGGGGAGAAUAUUUCCUCUACUUCUCGGCGGGUGUUUAGACCCGAUGAUAGGCUCCCCUCACAGGCACACUCUGCGGAGUUUUUGAAAGCGCAGCUCUCUGGACGCUCAGUCCUCGCAGCUCUUCGCUCAUUACUUCAUAUACUUUUUUCCGAUCCCGACUUUCAGAAGUUGCGCACUAAUGAAGAGGAAGAAGAGUUUAUAAAAAAGCUACAGUUCUGUAGACGUGAACUUUCACAUUACCUCCAAUCUGGUCUUCUUUUACCUGUGAGCACAUGUGUUAUACCGCCAAAGGGCACUGUGGAAGUGUUUGUCUAUUACAUGCCCUCUCUGGACAAUUAUCAGCGCUCCCCCAAACUUCGCAAAGUCGAGUCAACCAUUAAUUUUACUCUGGACAGUUAUAUUGACGGAGAUCUAGUUAAACACGUGCCUGAUGUCCCUCAGAAAAGUUCCCUUUCAGUAUUCUCUAAGGUUUGCUGCUCAUUUAUGAAAGUCGGCCAGCGCAAUAUAAAUUUUGGCUAUUGGACAAAAAAAAAUACCGCCAAAGUCAAGUCUUUGGUUAUUUAUAACGAAUCAGAAGUUCCGUUGCUGUACAAAAUAGUAAAGUCUGGUUCACUAGCGUCUGGGGAUCUGCAGAUAAAAACCGGAAGGAUGGGACUCAUACGCCCUUAUGAAAAGAGGAAUGUUGACUUUAUAUUUAAGCCUACGUUGCCUGGCGUCUACAAGGAAACCCUCAAAAUAGCAAACGUUUUGGAUCCCGACAACAACCAGCUUGUCACGCUAAAAGCCAAUGUUCUUCGCCCCGCUUCUUUUUUUCUGCAAUCUCUCAUCAUAGACUUUAAGAGAGUAGUGGUUGGAGCCCCCUCGCCACCACAGAGGAUUGUGAUUUCGAAUAACACGAACGUCCCCAAAAACUUUAUCAUCGAAGCAACUCGCGUUUUGUCCACGUGCGCGGCGGUAUAUCCUGUCUUUGACUUCGAAUUGGACGAAGAGCAGAUCGCCUUAUCCGAAAAGAAUAUGGAGAGAAUUGAAGUUUUGGAACAGAAAUUAAAAAUAGCUGCUCGUAAAGGGCACGUGGACAAGGAAAUGAAAAUAAACGACGAACUGAGCAAGCUGCGCUCUGGUGUAGAACGAGUUUCAGUGGGCCAAGUUGAGGAUGCCACCACCGCUUACGCUCACACUUUUAAGAAAAUGGAGAACGGAAUAGCCGUAUUUGUGGCUCCCCACAGCGCGCAGACCAUUCGAGCGACUGUCCACUUACGCGAACUGGAAGAUGAGGAGCAGAGAAGGGAGCUAUACCAGCGACAGCGCAUGUCUCAACAGAGGGAGACAUGGAAAUGGAAGCAAAUUAUGAAGCAGUUCUAUCCCGAAAAUUUUAAAGACUCGCGGUCUCCUUGUAAGCCCGGAGAAGGUCUUGCCGUCCCGUCCCUCGGGGACACCGCCUUCUAUCAUAGAAAUAGUUACGAACUUAUCAUUGGUGGUCUAAUCGUGAGAGAGGAAAAGUACGCUGGAGUUGUAAAAGUUAUAGCGUACAACAUAUGUUGUUGCAAGGCAGAGGAGCUCUGUCCGCCAAACCUCCACUACAUUGGGCUACAUCCCUACUCAUCUUUGGAGGUUUUACCCGCUCCUUCUGGAGAAUACGAGCAGGACAAUGACGGUGCGCUCUGUCAAGCUCCGCCCUGUGGAAAAGGUUGCGGGGAAAGAUACUUUACGGACUCCUCCGUGACGGUUCACGAAAUGGUCUCUACCGACCCUCCCUAUUUUGCGGUGGAGCCUAGUGAAUUGAACCUGGACACACUCUCUGUAGGCCACAUGGUUUCCGGAGAAUUCUGUAUAAUUAAUGAAAGCGUCUUUAAAACUUUAACAAAUUUUAUUAACUGUGAAAGUUUGUCUCAAGACCUUCAUCUCUCUGUAGACAAGACUUGUCCUCCUCAACAUUUGGAAGAUCUAAAGGCUUCUACGGGCCGUGUCAUUGGCAAUUUUUUUUUUACCUCGAAUAUUCCGACCCCCUGUACGCAAUCCGAUUCAGAAGAGAAGGCUUCGAUGAGAGGCGUUUUGCUUUCCUUGCAGUGUUACGAGGGAACGGUGGCUCCGUUGGAAAAAUUAAGAAUACCUUUUUUACUUCAAAGUUAUAAUGAGGUUGGUUUCAAAAAGUUAUCAUUGCUUGUUCAAGAGUCUGGAUCUACUCAGCAGAGACGAGUAAAUCUAUCAGUUCACAUAUUUCGACCUGAAGUUUUUCUUCUGCCUGAUUACCCCCAGCCUCGUGAUAAUGCUAGAAGCACCCCGCCUGAGCUCAUCUUGGAACACUGCUAUAUCCGCUCGGACCAACUGUAUUGCGGAAAAGUCGAAAUUGCUCUGGAGUCCAUAUGGGAAACUACAAUAUAUAUUACUGGGUCAUCUAACCUGAACAAACAGGUUUGGUUAUUUUGCGACGAAACUUGCGCAAAACUACUGGAAAAUGUUCCUCUUCGGCCGUUCGAAAGGAUUUAUGCGUACGUGUGUUUUAAGCCGAAAGUUUCUAGUGAAGAGUUGCAGAUGGGAAAGUGCAAGACUUUAAAGGGCAGUGUCCGGUUUCAUGCGUACGCUAAUCCGGUGUCCGCAACUGGAAAGCCAUCUUUGCUAUCUGAACGCUCUUUGGGCUUUCGUGUCGUUUUUGGUAAAAGUUUUCUUGCAGUGAGUAACUCUUCGCUUUUUCUUGGAUCUUCUUAUACGCCCGGAAGAGUCUAUUCAGCGGGCUUCACCUUAAAAAAUUUAAGUUCGGACCUUCCCGCCACUUUUAAGCUUCUCGCUCCGGAAGGCGUGACACUUAUAGAAGAUGCAGGAACGCUUUUACCUGCCAAAGCGCACCCUCAAAACCAAAUGUUUAUUUCCUUUACGUGUGCGAGCUCAUCGUACGGCCUAUUUAAUAGAGAGAUACAAGUCGUCAACUGUUGUAAUCCUGAGCAAAACUUGUUAAUCACGGUCAGCUUGUAUGUGGACGACGGCAGUCUCCACUGUAGUUUGCCGAAGUGUUGCGAUGUGAAUUGUUUGCUGGACUUCCAGACGUUAUAUCUGACGCCCAAUGUAGAGUCCUCCUCGCUCCAACCCAAUGUCUAUCUGCCCAAUGCUGUAUGGGUUGCCGGUUUUCAAUAUGUCCGUGAUUCACUAAGCCGUAUUCACCCAUUUGUCACUUUGAGUAUUCAUGAAAAACGACAGUAUGUGAGCUUUAGCCUUAAAAACAAUCUUAGUAGUCCAGUGAUUUUGGUUCCGAUGUCUGAUAUGAAGCUACAAGUUGUCUGGAAAUCGCUGCAGAUAAAAGAAUUAGACCAGCCGAAUUUAUAUAAAGAAACGGCGAGAUCCAAUUACUUUACUGCCGGAAAGCUUUAUGAACUGCGCGCAGGAGAAGAGGUCAACGUAUUUGUAAGCAUGCCAUCACCGGCGGCCGUAACCCCCGAGCAGUGGAAAGACCUUUUGACCCGUCGCCCCUAUAAGCAUCAUGGCUGCUUAUUUUUUGAACGCGUCAGUACUCGUGACGUGAACUUUUCCCCCUGUUCCCCCUCCACCUGCUGUGUCCAAGUCAUUGAUAUUCAUUGCGUCUACGGCCUUUCCACUAUGACGGUAUCGCCGAAGAUAAUAAGGUUCGGAAAGAUGGGUCACGUGAACUCGUGGCAGAAGGAGAGGAUACAAGUCACUGUCUGUAACCCUUCCGAAAUGCCACUGGCUUAUAUGUUCUCUAAAAAUUCGUAUCUUACAAUACUUAGUUGCGACAAGUUCGGCGACCAGGUUUUUCCCUUGGACCAAACUUUGUACCUCGAGGCAAACUGUUCAGCGGACUUCACCGUUGAGCUCGACCCCAAAAAGUUGCAGUCCGAGUCCAGAUUUACCUUUGAGACGGCCUUGGAGUUGCUUGAUCUGAAUGAUACUUCAACUAUUUAUAGGCUACCAGUUCAUGCGCAGCUCACCCUCUUCGACUUGAAAUUUGGACGCAUCGGAGCAGAGAAAGAAAUUGUGCUCCCGCCCUUGUUUUACCCGACGCCCUCCUUUAGCCGUCCUUGUGAGACAUGGUUUACCUUUAGAAACAUUCGCGAUCUUCCCUUUGUCUCGAGCGGAGAGACUAGCUUGGAGGACAACUUUAUUCUAAAUUCAGUCUAUACAAGCCAGUUCAGUAUAACUCCUGUUCUGGAAGAGGUGGUUCAAGGCUUCGUUUUCUUAGAGCUUUACUCGCGCUACUCGAAUGCGCCUCUUCCAAAAGAAAUUUCUCUGGGCAGUUUAGAGGUUGUUGAAGCGCGAGUCCGUCUAAGUCUUUUACCUGAACUUCGUUUGCCUCAGCGUCUUUUAGACUAUCUUGUGAGCGACCAUCCUGUCCUCGUGGGCCAGCUCUGCUUUCGGUCAUUGGCGGACAGGGAACCCCUCCCGCCAGAGAUUGUCAGGGUCUACGCUCGCAUUGUUGAAGGGCCCACCUUUUCUAUACUUCCAAAAUCCAUACAAUUGUCGUCCUUGAGCAGCUACCCCUCCGACUUUGGAACUGACCACACCGAUGACGCUCAGCAGGAAAUAAGACCGAAGUUUCCCUCGACCAGUAAACAGUUUCUCAUUUUGAACCUUUCCAAUGAGAUCUCGUUGUCCUUUCGAGUCAAGCUCAGGGCCCCUUCGGAUCGGGAGUGCGAUGAGGAGAACGCCCUGCUUUGUGUCCUUCCCGAAUGUGGGGUAAUAGCGCCAGGCAAUUCUCAACGAAUAGAGGUCCGUCUACGGCGGGCAAGGGUGACAACGUCCUGCACCUUGAAAAUCGAUAUUAUCGAUCUCUUUGCCCGACAAGGCAUUGCCCAGCGCUCCUUGACGGUAAAAAUCCUCUCGGGCUCAAACUUAGCGUUGGACCAAGUCCAGAAAAAGCAACAGCCUUUCCCUGUUACCUCUAACAGAAGUCCGUCCUUUCCCUUAGAGCAGUGUAUCGAAGGCGAUCAACUGCCCUUUUUGUGGGUUCGGUGUCGCAACUCCAAGCCAAUUAUAAACCACUUGUUAAUUGAAGUCAACAUCGGCCAACAGACCUAUAAAACUGGUCCCAGGCAGCGAGAGAUCCUCAUAGAAAACGGCUCUUUACAACAUACAAUUAGCUAUCGGGUGCGCCCAGCUCUGGGCUGUUGCAGCACAUGGCUCUCAUUUAAAAAUACUGAAGGGACUCUUGCGCGGCAAGAAGCCCAUCGGGUUAUGCUGACUUUGUCUACCGACUUCUUAGGAAAGUUGGUGGCUUACGUACUGGUGGAAAACUGCUCCAAUUUUUGUGACUUCAUCACGUUGCGUGUUCAAAUGGAGGUUACCAUGCUCCCCGCUGAAGAAAAAGGGAGCCCGGAGUGCAUGAAAAACUUUUUGGGGGGCGGGCACCUGUCUUUCCUGAAGAAGAGCUUUUCCCAUUACACGGAAUUUUUUGAAGUUAUAGUUCCUGGCGGCACGCUAGUUCCUCCGUCAAGGCAUAUCCUCAACUUGGCAGAUCUUUAUGCUUUGAAAAUACAUAAAAGCCGGUCGUUUGUGAUAAGAAAUCACUUUUCGGUGCCUGCGGAAUUCACCUUUAAAUGGGGUAGCUUGGAUUUUGGGGGUUGUGAACUUCAUUUGUCCCUUUCUCAGGACUCAUUGGUCCUCUGCGACUCUGUCUGUGUUAUGGCCCAAUCAAACAUUCGAGUGUAUUUUAUACUACUUCCCAGGUUCUCUUGUAAUAGCGAAAGGGAGGAGAAAACCUUUGAGCUCUCUAUCAAUUGCAGUUUGGUCAAAAAUUGCUGUCGUUAUAUUACAUUAAAAGCUACCAUUCGUAGCAGUUCUUUCUCCCUUUCCCGGCAUUUUUUUUCUUUUCUAGCGGAUAGUUUAUCUGGUGAUAUUAUCAUUGCUUCCCCUAAAGAGGCUUUGUUAAGCGUGUAUAAUAACACAAGUUCCCCGAUAAGUUGCUUCGUGCGGACUUUUACAAGGCACUUCACUGUUGUCAGGGCUGACGAGCAGUCUUGCGAACAUGACGUGGAUUUAAAGUGUAUAGGCAUUGAAGCUAGCAGCUCAGUUGACCUGAAAGUCAAGCCGAACUGGGAACUUAUUAGGCGCAAUCAAGAUAAAUUGUUUGCCGGAGCUUACAAGGAGGACUACUUUUCGCUAUGCAGCGCUGAUAAGGACAGGUUAACUGAAAGGGAGACGGUUCGCAUCUGUUGUUCCUUUGGUCUGCAUGGAUUUCACACUCCGGACGGUCCGCUGUACACAUCUCUAAAGGCAGCGAUACUAUGA